Molecule: messenger RNA, 1459 nt
Organism: Salvia miltiorrhiza (redroot sage)
Lineage: Eukaryota; Viridiplantae; Streptophyta; Magnoliopsida; Lamiales; Lamiaceae
Exons: 8
Coding region: 143-1306 (387 amino acids)
Biological process (GO): positive regulation of cytoplasmic translation
Cellular component (GO): cytoplasm
Molecular function (GO): mRNA binding; zinc ion binding; translation regulator activity
Source: RefSeq, a predicted model, not a curated record
AAUUAAACGCCCUUUCCUUCUUGCAAUAGAAAAAGGUGGGUCCCACUUACCAAUUUCACCUUCAAAUGAUGGCCGCAGAUUCAUUUCAUCCAUUGAGUUUCUGCUAUGUGAAAAAAAAAAAAAAAAAAAAAAGGAGAAAAGAAUGUACUAUGCGUGCUCAUCGUCGUUGAGGGUGAUGAUACCUCAAUUGAGGUACAACAACAACAAGCUGCGCUAUUGGAUAAUGCCGCAUUCCAUGCGAAGAUUGAGCUUUGUAGCUUCACCCAUCUCCUCCUCUUCCACAACUGACGACAACACUGCACCUUCCAAACACCCACAACUGCGAUAUGAUCCUUCAGAGGAGCUAUUCGGGCUUGCUGUUGAUUUACAACCGAGGAAUGUUGCUUCUGCUGCAUCCAAACCAGGAUCAUGGAUAGGCCCAAACGGUCAGUAUUUUCGAGAGUUACCCUGCCCGAGCUGCAGGGGAAGAGGUUAUACCCCAUGUACAGAAUGUGGAAUAGAAAGAUCACGGCCCGAUUGUUCACUGUGCAGUGGAAAGGGUCUAGUUACCUGCAAUCAGUGUAAUGGAGAUUGUGUUAUUUGGGAGGAGUGGAUUGAUGAACGGCCAUGGGAGAAAGCCCGAUCAGUUUCUCCCCUAAAAGUUAAGGAAGAUGAUGAAGUCGACAAUUUGGAUAUAAAACUGGAAGGGAGGCGAAAAACCAAGCGCGUCUAUCAGUCCUCUGCUCCUGAAGUCAAUUUGAAGAUCAGCAGAUCACUAAAAAGCCUCAAUGCUAAAACUGGAAUAUUUAGUAAUCGGAUGAAGAUAAUCCACCGAGACCCUAUGCUUCAUGCACAAAGAGUUGCUGCUAUUAAGAAAACCAAGGGGACUGCUGCUGCAAGGAAUCAUGCUUCUGAAGUUAUGAAGAACUACUUCUCUGAUCCAGAAAACCGCCGCAAGAGAAGCAUUGCAAUGAGAGGGGUAAAAUUCUUCUGCCGAAAUUGUGGGCGCGAAGGUCACAGGAGAAACUACUGUCCAGAACUUCAAGGCAAGGUCACUGAUAGACGAUUCAGAUGCCACUUGUGUGGUGAAAAGGGGCACAACCGCAGAACGUGUCCAAAAUCGAAAUCAAACGAAAAAAAGAUGGUGGUUCGAAGGGAUCAUCGCUGCAGUGUUUGCGGCCAAAGCAGCCACAACCGGAGAACAUGUCCGCAGGUGCCUAAAGCUGCUUUUGUAAGUGAAGAAGAAGGUGGCUCGAAAAGGAGGUAUGCGUGCCAUCUGUGUCGAGAAAAAGGGCAUAACAGAAGGACUUGCCCCCAUAGAAGAUGACAGAGGUUACUUUUUCUCUAUUUGUAAGCAAUUUGUGAGUCCAUUGGUUAACUUCACAGAAACACUCAAGCCCUAAAUUUGUGUUGCAAAUGUACCAUGUUUGCUAAAACAUAUUUCACGUUUAUUGGCACAUUUUUGUUAGACGUCCAUAAA